CCAGAUAUUUAGAUGGUCUCUUACAACACAGAACUCCUGUCUUGGGGCAAAGCAGGAAAUCUCUAAAGUCUAGCAAGGGUCUAUCUUCAGGGCUUCAUGCUGAGUCCACCAGUUCAGGUCAUUAAAAGGACUUACCAUGGCAGGUAAAGAUGGCAAAUCCAAACGCGGCAAAUCCAAAGGCUCCAAGAAGAAAGCAAAGAAGCCAGUGAGUGAAGUGGAUAUCCUUAGCCCAGCUGCCAUGCUCAAUGCCUACUACAUUUCUCACAAUGCUGCUGCUUGCCUGGAGUUCCGUGGCUUUACUUGGCCUGGCUCCCCCAAAAAGAAAGGGAAGAAGGGAAAAUAGUAAUCAGAUGGAUGUAAACCAAGGGACUCAUGAUUUACAAGCUCCACGGGGAAAAGGAGAACCCCUGUUAAGGACUGAAAGCAAACUGAUCACUCAGGUUUUUAACUCUUAAUGUUUGCUAUAAUCACUGUGAAGGCCAAUACUACCAAGACACUCUUGUUAUGUUUGAGCGUACAGUAGUAAAUGUUAAUUUAAGAUGCUUACUGUGCCAAUGUAAUAUUAACCCUAGCCAUUAGCCUGCUAAUUCUGGAAGCUAAUAAAACAUUGUACCUCUGUGAGCAAUUCUAA
Pelodiscus sinensis (Chinese soft-shelled turtle) is the source of this 631-nucleotide messenger RNA. RefSeq names its product small lysine rich protein 1 (gene SMKR1). NCBI's taxonomy places the organism in Eukaryota, Metazoa, Chordata, Testudines, Trionychidae. The record is from RefSeq and is a predicted model, not a curated record.